Messenger RNA from Necator americanus (New World hookworm), 567 nucleotides. RefSeq lists its product as uncharacterized. Gene Ontology annotation, molecular function: structural constituent of ribosome; rRNA binding. Gene Ontology annotation, biological process: cytoplasmic translation. The coding region runs from base 1 to 567 and encodes 188 amino acids. NCBI's taxonomy places the organism in Eukaryota, Metazoa, Nematoda, Chromadorea, Rhabditida, Ancylostomatidae. Gene Ontology annotation, cellular component: cytosolic large ribosomal subunit; ribosome. The transcript has 4 exons. The record is from RefSeq and is a predicted model, not a curated record.
AUGAAACUGAUCGAGUCCAACGAUACCGUCACAUUCCCCGACGGGGUUACGUUUACUGUCAAAAACCGAGUUGUGCAUGUUACGGGACCUCGAGGUACUCUGAAGCGUGACUUCCGUCAUCUUCAUAUGGAGAUGGAACGUGUUGGUAAGAACCAACUGCGUGUCCGCAAAUGGUUUGGAGUACGUAAAGAGAUUGCUGCGAUCAGAACUGUUUGCUCUCAUAUCCAGAACAUGAUCAAGGGCGUGACAAAAGGCUAUCGUUACAAGAUGAGAUCCGUGUAUGCUCACUUCCCGAUCAACGUUACUCUCCAAGACGCUGGCAGGACUGUUGAGAUCCGUAAUUUCCUUGGUGAGAAGAUAGUUCGUCGUGUGCCACUUCCUGAGGGAGUCACCGCUGCUCUCUCCACUGCACAAAAGGACGAGCUUAUUAUUGAAGGAAAUGACAUUCAGCUGGUGUCUCAAGCUGCUGCACGAAUCCAGCAGUCUACAACUGUCAAGGAGAAAGAUAUUCGAAAGUUCCUUGAUGGAAUCUACGUGUCUGAGAAGACUACUGUUGUUCAAGACUAA